AGCAGUGUUUCCAAAACUCGGUCCUAAGAACCCCAAGAUGUGCAUGUUGUGUUUGUUUCUCUAGCACUACACAGUUGAUUCAAAUAAUCAAAGCUUAAUAAUGAUUAUUUGAAUCAGCUGUGUAGCGCUGCUUGGGGUCCUCUGGACUGAGAUUGGGAAACAAUGGGCAAAAGUAUGCUAACUAUGAGGACAUGAGACUGGACAGGCUGUGUAUGUGUAGUCUACUGUGUAGAGGAAAUGAAUGCUGAAUGUUUAACUGUGCAUUCCCCCUCUUUCUGGUAAGAUGGCGCCUAGCUCUGAACUGCCCCUUCUCCUCUCUCUCCAUCUCCCCACCCGCUUUCCCCCUCUCUCCUCUUGCUCUCCCUCUCUCACUAGGUCAUAAAUCUGUUGUUGUUUAUGAAAAGGUACAAAAUAGCAAUACAGCUUUAAGAGGCUCCUCCUUUCCCAUUGGUCCACACUGGUCACAUGGCAUGGAGCCGUGAACAUGAACUUUUUAUAUAUAUAAUUUUCCAGAAGAGAACGUCACUCAUUUAACAGCCUGUGUCUGCCACACAACCCUUUCUGUAAUGUAAAAGCUUUUGCUCCUCAAUGUCAUUGUUUAUGUAUUUUCGUCAUGGGUAAUGCUGUAAUGCUGUUUUGAGUUUUGUAUUAUGCAGUGGCAAGGAGCAGUGUCCCUUUCUUGGGACCGGACGGUUUGGAUUCAUUACCGUCGUUGUCGGUUUGGCACAAUGGACGGAUUGAGUGGGAGCGCGUCGUCGCCUGACCCCGGGGGCUCGUGGAUUCGUCCAGGGACCCAACUGGCACAACAGGGGUUCUUCCCCGGUCUACCUCGCGCCAACUGCACCUGUCCGUCCUCUUCUCGUAACAUCCCCACGCACCAUGAGACCUGACCACGGCUGUAAGUGUUCCCGUUACACCCACUCCUUGCUCACCAGAACGCCUCGCGAUGGACCCUGCAUGCCGGACGCACACGAGAAGACAGCUUCUGUCUCGAGGCAUCAGGCACAACCUCAGCCCAUUGCCCAGAACCAUGGCCCUCGCCUCAACCCAGUCCCAGACAGCGGUGUGGUGGAGGACGUCAGCAAAGACUGCAGCCUCGCUACUGAGUCUUAUCCCGGUGCACAGAAGGGCAAAGAACCGCCGGUGGUCUACCCCUGGAUGAAGAAGGUCCAUGUUGUCAAUGCUAGUUACAGUGGAGGAGUGCCCAAGAGGUCCCGCACUGCCUAUACCCGCCAGCAGGCUCUCGAGCUGGAGAAAGAAUUCCACUUCAACCGCUACCUGACCCGACGCAGGCGCGUGGAGAUCGCGCACACGAUGUGCCUUUCCGAACGUCAGGUGAAGAUAUGGUUCCAGAACAGAAGGAUGAAGUGGAAGAAAGAUCAUAAGCUUCCGAACACCAAGAUCCGCUCUGCGAGCUCAUCCUCGGGAGCCCAGCAGCAGCAAAUCAAAACUGGCACGCACCAGCAGCUCGUUCCCACGCCUUGCGCUGCGACCCUAUAGUGAUGGAACCCUCGCGCCAAACCAACAGACUGAGAAUGGCAAACAGAACACAGAAACGGAAUUUUGUGGACCGAUUCUCGAGUAUGUCCCCUAUGGUAUUACCCCCUUCUUGGCUUUUGGGCCUGUCACCUCCUUUCAAUACCCUUUCCCCUCUCAACCUCAACCUCCUCUCUCCGUUUUUUCGCUCUCUCCUAAUUUUUUAGCUCGAAAUCCGCCACUUGCUGCCCAUGAUGGCAACUGAAAUGUAUUUGUUCAUUAAGACAGAAGGAUAACUCACUCGAAUGUAUCACAGGACUUUGGAUUAUAUGGAUCAUUGCAUAGAAUGAAAAUAAAAGAGAAUGAGACGAGAGAUAAGUGACGCCUCGUUAUUAUUUUUGUUCUAUGCAAUAAUUUUGUUUAUUCUCAUGGAAAUAUAUACUUGAAAGGAAAACGAUGCAGGCUUAGAAUGAGACAGUGUCAGAGUUAGGGUUUAGCUCGUGAUGUGUGAGUGAGUUGGUUUACUGUUGAAUGUAUUAUUAAGUCGUGUAAUGUCCAGGUGACUUUCACCCCUAAUGAGUAUAGACAAAUCAUAGCAAAGGCACAAUAUUGAAUCCAUUUUGUAGGCUAAAAAAAGGCAACCUCGUUUGUUUGUUUGUUUGUCCGUUCGUGUAGCCGUGUAGACUAGUUUGUCCAUAUUUUGUGGUGUGCUCUAAACUGUGAAUAUUUGUAUAUGUUGUCUGAUUAAUGGACGUUGUAAUAAUGUAUUGUAAUUUAGGCCCAUGCAAGAAACUGUUCCCGUGAAAUAAAUAUGUACUUAAA
Molecule: messenger RNA, 2298 nt
Organism: Oncorhynchus gorbuscha (pink salmon)
Lineage: Eukaryota; Metazoa; Chordata; Actinopteri; Salmoniformes; Salmonidae
Product: homeobox protein Hox-A4-like
Exons: 4
Coding region: 880-1500 (206 amino acids)
Biological process (GO): embryonic skeletal system morphogenesis; anterior/posterior pattern specification; regulation of transcription by RNA polymerase II
Cellular component (GO): nucleus
Molecular function (GO): DNA-binding transcription factor activity, RNA polymerase II-specific; RNA polymerase II cis-regulatory region sequence-specific DNA binding
Source: RefSeq, a predicted model, not a curated record